AUCACACCCACCUUUGAUCCCUCUCUUUCUCUUAUACACAAGACAAGCUAAAUUAGCUAUGAAAAACCUUAUAAAUCAGAUUCUAGACGUUGCAACUUCAUGCUUAGCUUUCAUAGCACUAAUCUUUAUUCUUCCACCUUUCUUAUGUUUGAAGUUCUUUCUCUCAAGUCUAAAUUUCAUCUUCAGCGAAAAUGUGUCCGGAAAAGUUGUGCUCAUUACCGGAGCAUCCUCCGGCAUUGGCGAGCAUCUUGCAUAUGAGUAUGCAAGGAGAGGAGCCAAAUUAGCCCUUGUAGCCAGACGGCGGCAACGUCUCCAAGAUGUUGCUGAAACCAGCCGUUAUCUUGGUGCACCUGAUGUUCUUGUCAUCUCGGCAGAUGUUACUAAAGUUGGAGAAUCUAAGCAUUUCAUCAAUGAAACAGUGAAUCAUUUUGGUGGAUUGGAUCAUUUGUUGAACAAUGCUGGAAUUUCCACAAUGAGCAUGUUAGAAGAAUUCCCUGACAUAACAAAUGUUGCACCUGUGAUGGAAACGAACUUCUGGGGCUCAGUGUAUAGUACCCACUUUGCAAUUCCACAUCUAAAAGCAAGCAGAGGCAAGAUAAUAGUUACUGCCUCGUCUGGAGCCUGGUUGCCUGUUCCACGAAUGGCUUUCUACUCUGCAAGUAAAGCAGCAGUUUUAAGCUUCUUCGAGACAUUGAGAGUUGAGCUUGGAGGAGACAUAGGGAUCACAAUUGUAACUCCUGGGCUGACUGAAUCAGAAUUGACCAAAGGAAAGAUCCUCUCAAAGGAUGGCAAAAUGGUACUUGAUCAAAAUAUGAGAGAUGCAAGUUUGCCUCGUAUCUUUUCUAGAGUUGCAUUUCAAAAAAUAAGAUAAUGAUACUAUGUUCAGUUACAGCAUAUACCAUGAUGUCUAUCAUAUAAGGCAUAAGGCAAAUCUUCUAUGCAAUGAAUUCUUUCAUUCA
Messenger RNA from Chenopodium quinoa (quinoa), 959 nucleotides. RefSeq names its product 11-beta-hydroxysteroid dehydrogenase 1B-like. The record is from RefSeq and is a predicted model, not a curated record. The transcript is spliced from 5 exons. Gene Ontology annotation, molecular function: oxidoreductase activity. Lineage: Eukaryota; Viridiplantae; Streptophyta; Magnoliopsida; Caryophyllales; Amaranthaceae. The coding region runs from base 59 to 871 and encodes 270 amino acids.